Messenger RNA from Akanthomyces muscarius, 1227 nucleotides. RefSeq lists its product as uncharacterized. Bases 1 to 1227 code for a protein of 408 amino acids. The transcript has 2 exons. Gene Ontology annotation, molecular function: chitinase activity; cellulose binding. Lineage: Eukaryota; Fungi; Ascomycota; Sordariomycetes; Hypocreales; Cordycipitaceae. Gene Ontology annotation, biological process: carbohydrate metabolic process. Gene Ontology annotation, cellular component: extracellular region. The record is from RefSeq and is a predicted model, not a curated record.
AUGCGCGGCUUCUCCCUUCUCGCCAGCCUCGGCCUUACAAGCCUCGCGGCCGCUUCGCCCCUCGCCGCCCGCCAGGCUCCCAGCGCCCAGAACGUCGUGUACUGGGGCCAGAACGGCGGCGGCACCAUCGAGAACAACGACCUCGGCGCGUACUGCCAGUCCAACUCGGGCAUCGACGUGCUCGUGCUGGCCUUUCUCUACCAGUUCGGCCGCGACACCACCAUCCCGUCGGGCACCAUCGGCCAGUCGUGCUUCAUCAGCACCGCCGGCCAGGGCCAAAACUGCGACUCGGUGACGGCGGCCAUUGCAAAGUGCCAGAGCGCCGGCGUCAAGAUCAUUCUGUCCCUCGGCGGCGCCACCAGCUCCUACUCGCUGCAGUCGCAGGCCCAGGCCGAGCAGAUUGGCCAGUACCUCUGGGACUCGUACGGCAACUCGGGCAACACGACGGUCCAGCGCCCCUUUGGCAAGAACGCCGUCGACGGCUUCGACUUUGACAUUGAGGUCAACGGCGGCAGCAGCCAGUACUACCAGUACAUGAUUGCCAAGCUGCGCCAGAACUUUGCCAAGGACUCGUCCAAGAAGUACUACAUCACCGGUGCCCCUCAGUGCCCUAUCCCCGAACCCAACAUGGGCGAGAUUAUCAGCAACAGCCAGUUUGAUUACCUCUUUGUCCAGUGGUACAACAACAACAACUACACCGUGCCCUGUGCCCUGCCCAUCAACGGCAACGCUCCUUUCAACUACAACAACUGGACCAACUUCAUCUCUACCACUCCUUCCAAGGAUGCCAAGAUCUUCAUCGGUGUCCCGGCCUCGACUCUUGCAGCCAACGGCAGCCCCGGCGGUGCCACCUACUACGCCACCCCCGACCAGCUGGCGACCAUUGUCAAUGAGUACAAGAGCGACGCGCACUUUGGUGGCAUCAUGAUGUGGAGUGCUGGCUUCUCCGACUCCAACGUCAUCAACGGUUGCACCUAUGCCCAGGAGGCCAAGCACAUUCUCGUCAGCGGCGGUCCUUGCGGCUCCUCCGGCCCUCCUCCUCCCACCAGCACCACCAGCACACCCCCAGGCUCCAGCCCUACCAGCUCCUCGCCGCCCGGUUCUUCCCCGACUGGCAGCGUCCCCCAGUGGGGUCAGUGCGGCGGACAAGGAUACAACGGACCAACCGGGUGCCAGGCCCCGUACACUUGCAAGAAGUCGAGCGAGUGGUGGUCGUCCUGCCAGUAG